Mesorhabditis spiculigera is the source of this 465-nucleotide messenger RNA. The record is from the annotation of a GenBank genome assembly. Lineage: Eukaryota; Metazoa; Nematoda; Chromadorea; Rhabditida; Rhabditidae.
AUGAGCGCCAUUACAUUGCCCGACUUGCCAAAGGUCAAGCCGCUCGGUUCGCGAUUUCGAUUCUUUCUGUUAAUUUUGAUAUUCUUGUGCUUGACGGCAAUUUGGGCCAACGUGUUGACGUACAACAUUGCGAUCGUGUGCAUGUCCUCGAAUACGACUCACCACGCCGACCCGAAUCAUCGAAUUUUUACGAAUGGCCAAAAGACGCUUGCCGUGGUUUUCGUGUCAAUUGGAACAAUCGUAGCUACGGGCCCAGUCAUCUACCUCGUCAAUCGCUACGGGACCCGAACGAUCCUGGCAGUACUUGGCGUACUGUCAUCUGUCUGCACCUUCCUACUACCACUAACCAUUAAGCACUCAAUCGCGGCCUUCUACGUGCUGCGCUUCAUCCAGGGGAUUGCGCUCGCAUGUAACAUGCCGGUCGUUGGGUACUUUACGGAACGGUGGACUUAUUAUAAACAGGUA